CGAACAGUGUGCGUUUACAUUGUGGAAUCAAGCUGAGGGAAAGAAACUCCACGUAUUUAUGGAUUCGUAAUGUACAUUCUGCGAGAAUGAUUUUGUGGUAAGACCAGUUUUCUGGUUUAAUCGAGCAGGAGCCGGAAUUUGGAAAAUAAUUCAGUGCGGAACAAUGGCGAACUGGGAUAUCAGCAACGCCUAUGUUUUCACAACGUUUGCUUUCUUGAUUCUGGUAUGUACACCCGAUCUGAUUUUCGGUCAAAUUCGCUAUUCUAUUCCCGAGGAAAUAAAUGAAGGAGCGGUUGUUGGGAAUAUCGCUCAAGAUUUGGGACUAAAUAUACAGCAAUUGUCCUCUCGUCGUUUUCGGCUGACGUCUGACGACGGAGAGCAGUACAUGAAGGUUAAUUUGGAUAAUGGUAUUUUGUCUAUUCGUAAAAGAAUUGACAGGGAGAACGUCUGUGGACAAACACCUACGUGUACUAUUCAUUUUAAAAUCAUAUUGGAAAAACCGUUGGCGGUGUAUCCCGGAGAAAUGGAGAUUCUCGAUGUGAAUGAUAACUCUCCCACUUUUCGGGAGAGCAACAUCGUCUUACAGAUAUCAGAAGCGAUUACACCAGGGGUACAGUUUCCUCUGGAGAGUGCGGAAGAUCCGGACAGCGGAAUAAACACAGUCGCUGCUUACACACUCAGUUCCAGCGAGUACUUUAGUAUAAAGACGCAAAGAACCGAGGACGAUAAUAUACUUGCCAAGUUGCUCUUGGACAAACCUUUGGACAGAGAGCGACAGACCUCCUUUCAGCUGGUCCUGACAGCGACUGAUGGUGGGACCCCUCAGAGAUCCGGCACAGCUCUGAUUCUUAUUACUGUACUGGACAACAAUGAUAAUCCUCCAGUAUUUGAUCAUGAAAUUUACAGGAGCAGCUUAAGAGAAAACACACCCGUUGGUACUUUGGUGAUAAAAGUCAAAGCUAAUGAUCUGGACGAAGGUGUGAAUGCUGAGCUAACAUAUUCCUUCAGCAAACUAACUUCACCAAGAAUUCGCGAAUUAUUUAGUAUAGAUCCCGACAUCGGGGAAAUUCGAACUGAAGGAGAAGUAGAUUUUGAAGAAGCAAACAGCUAUUCAAUCGAUGUUCAAGCUGUUGACCACGGAUCACCUGCUAUUACUGGACACUCCAACGUGUUGAUUAAAGUAAUUGAUGAAAACGACAACGCACCCGAGAUAAAAGUGACAUCAGGCACGAGCAACUUUCCGGAAAAUGCUCCACCGGGAACUUUAAUUACUUUGAUUAAUGUUAUCGAUCGUGAUUCUGGAGCAAACGGUGAUAUCUACUGCAAGAUAUCAAAGAAUAUCCCAUUUAAUCUUCAAACAUCGUCGAAGAAUCAUUAUGAGUUGAUUACCAGUGAACCUUUGGACCGCGAAUCUGUCCCUGAGUAUAAAAUAAAUGUUAUUGCCCUGGACAUGGGUUCGCCUUCACUCUCAAGUAAUAAAACCAUACACAUUGUACUUUCAGAUGUGAAUGAUAACGCACCACGGUUUGAGAAAACCUCAUACAACAUAUAUGUGAUGGAAAACAACGCUCCGGGUGUUUCUAUUUUCGCAGUAACUGCAUCCGAUCCUGACCUUGGCCAGAAUUCCUAUAUUUCGUACUCCAUCCUGGAGAAUCUUAUCCACGACUUUCCAAUCUCUAGCUAUGUGAAUAUUAACUCGAUGAACGGCAGCAUUUACGCGCUGGGCUCUUUUGACUACGAACAACUCAAAACCUUCCAAAUCUAUAUUCAAGCCCGUGACGCUGGAGUGCCCCCGCUGAGCAGCAGAACUACAGUGAAUGUGAUCAUCCUGGAUCAAAAUGACAACACACCCGUAAUUGUUUCACCUUCAGCAAAGAGUGGAUCAGCAUCAGUGGAGAUCCUGCCCCAGUCAGCUGGCCAAGGUUACUUGGUCACCAAGAUAAUGGCAACUGAUGCAGAUUCUGGUCAGAACGCGCGCCUACUUUAUCAGCUGGUGAAAUCUACUGAUCCCAGUUUGUUCAACGUUGGGCAGAGCACCGGUGAAAUCAGAACUGCUCGCAACAUUUUGAUGGCGGAUACCACCACGCAAACCCUCGUCAUCUUGGUGAAAGACAAUGGGCAGCCAAGCCUCUCCAGCACGGUUACAAUCCAAAUUACAAUUCUGGAGAACAUCACUGAAAGAAUCACUGAAAGCAAUAACUUCGUGUCGAGUCCGGAAAAUUUCUCUGAUCUGAAUCUUUACUUAAUCGUUAUUUUCGCUUGCACUUCCGUUCUAUUUCUUGUGACCAUCCUUCUGCUGAUUGGUAUCAAAUGCAAACAAGAGGGGAAUGUUACCCAACAGUAUAAUUCUCCAAGUUGUUUUUGCAGACGUGGAGAGUCUCGCGAUGAGUUUAAUCGGAGAUCUCAAAUGGAGGAAACCUUACGCUAUCCUGGGACUGGCCGUGUAGUCCGCGUGCCAGAAGCGCACCAAUACUCGGUCUGUCUGUCUCCAGACUCAUCAAAGAGCGAGUUUCUCUUUUUGAAGCCGUGCGCCGCUCCCACACCUCACCCCGAUGCAAAAUUAUAAUCAAGUGGUAAUCUCAAGGGUUGACCAGUUUACUUGCUGUCUUUUUUGUUCAUCCAGCAAUAUGAUUGGUUGCGACUGAAAGAUUUAAGGAAAUAUUCCACGUUUACGUGUUAUUAUUUUCUUGAUUCCUGGCGUAUGGUGUCGAAAAUGAAAGAACCAGUGACUUGAAUUCAACCAUGUGAAACUGACAUCUGGUCACUCUGAAGGAAACAAACAACUGGUCACCGUAUGACCUCCAUCUUUUCGUUGUCAUCGGGGCAAUCGGAUAAAGAAUUUGGCGCAUGGAUCAAGAUAUCAGACCUGAAAUAUAAUAUUGAAAAAUUGCGAUCAAAACAUUCCUUAUCACAUCGAAAGGUAUUCUGAAUGAAGUACUGAGAUUUUGUAGUCAUAAUGAAUCCUGUAUGGAGCAAUGUAACUGGUACGAAUUUUAAAGUGCAAUGAAUCAAACAAAGGCAGAGUUAUAAAGUUCAUUUUGUUGCAUUAUUUUAGGAAUGGUUUGUCCAGUCUUGUUUUAUGUACUUUAAGCAAUAUAUCAGAUUCAGGAAUAGGGU
Pristis pectinata (smalltooth sawfish) is the source of this 3117-nucleotide messenger RNA. RefSeq names its product protocadherin gamma-C5-like. Bases 164 to 2566 code for a protein of 800 amino acids. The record is from RefSeq and is a predicted model, not a curated record. Gene Ontology annotation, cellular component: plasma membrane. The transcript has a single exon. NCBI's taxonomy places the organism in Eukaryota, Metazoa, Chordata, Chondrichthyes, Rhinopristiformes, Pristidae. Gene Ontology annotation, biological process: homophilic cell-cell adhesion. Gene Ontology annotation, molecular function: calcium ion binding.